Leptonychotes weddellii (Weddell seal) is the source of this 5042-nucleotide messenger RNA. RefSeq names its product FERM domain containing 5 (gene FRMD5). NCBI's taxonomy places the organism in Eukaryota, Metazoa, Chordata, Mammalia, Carnivora, Phocidae. The record is from RefSeq and is a predicted model, not a curated record. Gene Ontology annotation, biological process: actomyosin structure organization. Gene Ontology annotation, cellular component: cytoskeleton. Gene Ontology annotation, molecular function: cytoskeletal protein binding.
AGAGCGGAGCGCUUGCUCUGGGCUGGGGGGAGGCGGUGGCGGAGAAGGAGGAGGAGAAGAAGGAGGAGCUGGGCCAGCAGGAGGCAGCGGCCGCGACCGGGCUGGGGUGAUGGUGCAGGUGCCCGGGGCCCGCGCGGAGCUGCCCGGCUGAGGGGCGCCUGGUCCGGGGUCCGCAGCGCCGCCGCGUCUUUCCCGGCGGCGGGCGGGCGGGAAGAUGCUGAGCAGGUUGAUGAGCGGCAGCAGCAGGAGCCUGGAGCGCGAGUACAGCUGCACCGUGCGGCUGCUGGACGACAGCGAGUACACCUGCACCAUCCAGAGAGAUGCCAAGGGCCAGUACCUGUUUGACCUUCUUUGCCACCACCUGAACCUUCUUGAGAAAGACUACUUUGGGAUCCGCUUUGUGGACCCAGACAAGCAGCGGCAUUGGUUGGAGUUUACAAAGUCUGUGGUGAAGCAAUUGAGAUCCCAGCCUCCAUUCACCAUGUGUUUCCGCGUGAAGUUUUACCCCGCAGAUCCUGCUGCCCUGAAAGAAGAGAUAACCAGGUACUUAGUCUUCCUACAGAUCAAAAGGGAUCUCUACCAUGGCCGCCUCCUCUGUAAAACAUCAGAUGCUGCCUUGUUAGCAGCUUACAUCCUUCAAGCGGAGAUUGGGGAUUAUGACCCAGGGAAACACCCUGAAGGCUACAGCUCCAAGUUCCAGUUUUUCCCAAAACAUUCAGAGAAGCUGGAAAGGAAAAUUGCUGAGAUUCACAAGACAGAACUCAGUGGUCAAACACCAGCAACAUCAGAGCUGAACUUUUUAAGAAAAGCACAGACGUUGGAGACAUACGGAGUGGACCCUCACCCGUGUAAGGAUGUGUCAGGAAACGCUGCAUUUCUGGCCUUUACUCCUUUCGGGUUCGUUGUUCUGCAAGGAAACAAGAGGGUCCACUUCAUUAAAUGGAAUGAGGUGACCAAGCUGAAAUUUGAAGGAAAGACUUUCUAUUUAUACGUAAGUCAGAAAGAGGAAAAGAAAAUUAUUCUCACAUAUUUUGCUCCAACUCCAGAAGCCUGCAAGCACCUCUGGAAAUGUGGAAUCGAGAACCAAGCCUUCUACAAGCUGGAGAAGUCAAGCCAAGUCCGCACAGUGUCCAGCAGCAAUUUAUUCUUUAAAGGGAGCCGGUUCCGAUACAGUGGCCGAGUUGCAAAGGAAGUAAUGGAGUCAAGUGCGAAGAUCAAACGGGAGCCACCAGAAAUACACAGAGCAGGGAUGGUUCCCAGCCGCAGCUGUCCCUCCAUAACCCAUGGCCCAAGGCUGAGCAGUGUCCCCAGGACCCGCAGAAGAGCUGUUCACAUCUCCAUCAUGGAAGGCCUGGAGUCCCUACGGGACAGUGCCCAUUCCACCCCAGUGCGUUCUUCCUCCCAUGGGGACACCUUCCUGCCUCACGUGAGAAGCAGCCGGGCAGACAGCAAUGAGCGAGUCGCUGUGAUUGCAGACGAAGCCUACAGCCCUGCAGACAGUGUGUUGCCCACCCCUGUGGCCGAGCAUAGCCUGGAGCUGAUGCUGCUUUCCCGGCAGAUCAAUGGGGCCACCUGCAGCAUCGAAGAGGAGAAGGAGUCUGAGGCCAGCACUCCAACUGCUGCAGAGGUGGAGGCUCUUGGGGGAGAGCUGAGGGCCCUGUGUCAGGGGCACGGCAGGCCAGAGGAGGAACAGGUGAAUAAGUUUGUUUUAAGUGUCCUCCGUUUGCUCCUUGUGACCAUGGGACUCCUCUUUGUUUUGCUCCUCCUCCUGAUCAUCCUUACUGAGUCUGACCUUGACAUUGCCUUUUUCCGCGAUAUCCGCCAGACCCCCGAGUUUGAACAAUUCCACUAUCAAUACUUUUGUCCCCUCAGGCGAUGGUUUGCCUGCAAAAUCCGCUCAGUGGUGAGCCUGCUCAUUGACACCUGAGAAGGCAUGACUCCUAAUAACUAGCCAGGUGGACCAAGGAGCCUGGCUACCCAUUCCCAGCAAUGGGACCCAUCGCGGAACCAUCGGCACAUGUACCAAGUCCUCCUCUCAUGACUCAAAGUCCACAGCCUAGGAGGGUCAUUUCCCAGAAGAAAAAAAGGAUAGGCUCAUGCCCUGUCUAAACAAACUGGGAAAACUCAUUUCCUUCAGAGGUUCUUUCAAGAAAGGCUCAGCGACUCUGUUUCUCAUCCUCCCAAUUUGCAGGAUAAUUUUUGGUUUUGAAUUUUGAUUUUUCAUAGAUGUGUAUUAUUUUCAGAGUAUCAAAUAAAAAUUUAUUUUACUAUUACUGAUUAUCGCAGUAGUGUCACCUAGCAGAUGGGACACUAGCUGAAGACUAGAGAGCUGUUGUCUUCUGUAUUCUGCAGGAGCUUUCCUACUGGGCUCCAGGAGACUCAGCAGUGCAGCCUCAGCAGGGCAGGCCAGGGGUCUGGACAAUGGGAACUAUCUAGGUUUUCUUGCCAGACAGAGAUUUUUAAAAAGUAAACAUCCAUAUAGAAUGAUUAAAUGGAAAGUUGCUUCUUAUGAUGGUCUGAGUUGGAUUUUCUUUUCCUUUUGUUUUUUCCAAAUCUGAGCAGAGUGGGCAUCUGAAGGGACCACCGCUACAGCAGCAGCAGGAGCAGGGGUGGGGUAAGUCUGUCCCCUUAGACUAGAUCCUAGUGGGCAUCACCAUGAGUUUUGUAUAAUGAACUUAUUAGACUUCUGUGAUUUUUUUUUUCCUGAAGAACCUCAAGAUUUUUAUAGUGCUCCAGAGACAUUAGUUGAAUUCAGUGGUGCCAGAGACAGGACUGUCAGAAAUGUUGGACAAAGUGUAGUUAACAGAAACCAGAGCCAAGGUACCUGAGAAACUGUUGAGAUUCAGAGAGCAGUACCUAUUUUGUACAACCCCCACAAAAAAACUAUUUCAAUUUAUAUUUUAACAACAAAUGUUAUUUUCUUAUCAAUUCAUAUUUUGUUUUUACUUUAUGGAUUAAGAAAAUAGAGCCUGAUGAACUAAAUGAUGCAAGAAAGAAACUGAUCCUGAGAAUGAAAAGCUUCAGAAAAUAGAAUUCCAAGAUCAACAAACAGCCUUGGAAGGGACCAGGAAAAGAAUCUAAAUAGGCAUACUAAAAGAUGCCUACGAAAGAAAGAAGGUGAAUGUGGCAGAGACCAACACUUAGAUGUGGAAAUACUGCCCCCUAGGGUCAUCCUCUGCAUCAGGAAAAUAAAAAUUGUAGGAAAGCAUUUGCCAUCCUUGCUGAGGGAAGCUGUGGAAGCAUACAAAAGCACAGCAUGUGAAGGGUGAGUGUGGGGUCCAAGGUCCAAGCUCUGCAACUCUUAACAACCACUUAUAAGAUCUUGUUUUCAUCUCAGGGAGAGAUUUCUAAGUCAUCUGGGGCCUGAGGACUCAUUUAAGGAUGGUCAGUAGACCUAUUCCUGGGAACCCCACAACAGUGGAGCCGCUGCUAACAUCCUAUGAUGUUGGGCAGCCCCAAAUGCAGAACAAAAUGAGUCACUUGUAGAUUUGCUCUCCCCUAGUUUGUGCCCUGAAAUAGCAGAAUCAUGCCCAUAUACAGAGUAUUAACAGCUGCUGAAUUAACAGGGGUGCGGGGUGGGGGAGUGGAUUGUGUAAUUUUAAAUGCCCUUUCAUCUAGACCACGGGUUGGCAAGCUGCUUCUGUAAAGUGCCAGAUAAUAUUUUUUAUUUUGGUUUUGUAGGCCAUACUCUGUGGCAACUACUCAACUCUGCUGUGAUAGCACAAAAACAGCCAUCCAUAGGUAAUACAUAAACAAAGGAGUAUGGCUGUGUGCCAAUAAAAGUUUAUUUUAGGAGCUGAAUUUGGACCACAGGCCGUAAUUUGCCAACCCCAUCUAGACAAUAAAAAUGCUCCUUACCAGUAGGUAUGUUAGCAGAAAGAGGGCCGGCUCUGCUCCCAUUCCCUACUUGCUACAGAUCCAGGACCAUUUCCCAGUGGAGAUACUGGGGUUGCUUGUAUAAAGGGUGCUUGAACAACCAACCAGCAAAGAGGUAUCUGAUGCCAAGAUGAGCAAGAUCAAGUGUUGAAAUGCUAAAACUCGGCCAGAAUCUAAGAAUGGAAGAGGAAUGUCUGAUCAUUUCCAUACCAGCAACAAUUUGGGCAGAAUUACAAACAUCUAUUUACCAAGUGACAAGACAAACUGAGGGAGAUCCUAGUAAAAAUUAGGGAUCAUUAGAACCAACUAGCCACUGCCACUUGUCAUCUACACAGGAAAGGCUUUACUUAGCACAGGACGGAAAUGAAAAGUAGACUCAGAGAUGAAAAGGCUGUCAGGAGAUAGGGGGCUGGUUGUAACCUGGAUAUCUACUGUCUUAUGCAACAUAGCAGAUUAUCUUUUAGUGUAGUGUUCCUACCUCAGUCUGUAGAAUAUGGUGUUUCUAUGCAGUGAGUGAUAGCCUUGACACUGACCUUUCAUAGUCACAUUAAAGAAAGAUGCAGUAUUCCAUUUCCUGGUAUGUUACUUGUGUCUAGAGUUCUAACAAUACAAUAGUCCAUACCACUUCCAGGAGCUGGAUUUUGCUCUCUGAACAGAACUUUUGGGUUUUUUCCAGGGCUUACCCCAGAAAAUACAGAUAGUAAAGUUUCCUUUGAUUUGCUUUUCAAAUAGUGCUUGAAUAACAAAACUCCUUUGUUGGUGACUAGUCUUUUUUUGGUCUCUCCCCAUCAUUAAACAUUGUUCAAAUUUUUAACCUGGUUUUACCGUGUUCCACUAUGUCUCCCAUUUUCUCUCAAAAUUAGUUUGAUCUCACUGUAAGAAAAAAAAACAAUGGUUUCCAUAGCUUCAUCCAUCAGAGUGAAAUAAAACUCUUACUAAAGGAUAGUGUACUGCAUCUUUAAGCAGUAGAAGGUAAACUACCUGCAAAUGUGAAUUUCUUAGUUUCAUUAAAAAGUAUAGUUGUUAACCUCUCGUGUGCCAAAAAUUCUAAGUUACAUUUUCCUUCAAAGCAAUGUACUUUUUUCUACAUAUGCAGUAUGUAGUUAGCAUAAAAUCAUUGGUGCCAUGAAAAUUAUUUUUAAAAUUAAAUAAAUAUUUAAAUAUCA